Molecule: messenger RNA, 2441 nt
Organism: Caenorhabditis elegans
Lineage: Eukaryota; Metazoa; Nematoda; Chromadorea; Rhabditida; Rhabditidae
Gene: pept-3
Product: Peptide transporter 3
Biological process (GO): transmembrane transport; oligopeptide transport
Cellular component (GO): membrane
Molecular function (GO): transmembrane transporter activity; oligopeptide transmembrane transporter activity
Source: RefSeq, marked reviewed
AUUUCCUAGGAGCUUGGAGCAAAAGGAAUCUCAAUUAACCAUGGAGGAGAAAAGUUUACUGCAGAAACUGCGGUCAUACCCACCAGCGGUAUUUUUUAUGCUGGGAAAUGAGUUUUGUGAGCGCUUCUCAUUCUACGGUAUGAAGACCAUCCUUUUCAUUUAUCUCAUCACAGAACAUGAAUUCUCGCCCAGCAAGGCGACAUUCAUCUAUCAUCUUUUCACCUGUAUUGCCUAUCUUACCCCAUUAAUUGGAUCAAUUAUGGCGGAUUCGGUGUUUGGACGGUUCAAGGUUAUUCUCUAUGGCUCCUCCAUUUACGUUGUCGGACACGUUCUUCUAUCACUUGGCGCUGUACCAUUCCUUUCCUAUCCCAUCCGAUCAUCACUUGAUUUCUCGGGACUUUUUGUCAUUGCUUUUGCAACUGGAUGCAUUAAACCUUGUGUUUCCGCAUUCGCAGCUGACCAGUUUACCGAAGACCAAAAAGAUCUUCGCUCGCAAUUUUUCUCGUUCUUCUACUUUGCAAUCAAUGGAGGAUCGUUGUUUGCUAUAAUCAUUACUCCAAUCCUUCGUGGUCGAGUUCAAUGCUUCGGAAAUGCACACUGCUUCCCAUUGGCUUUUGGUGUUCCAGGAGUCUUGAUGUUGUUGGCGUUGAUUCUAUUCUUGAUGGGAUGGUCAAUGUACAAGAAGCAUCCACCAAGCAAGGAAAACGUUGGAUCCAAAGUUGUCGCUGUUAUCUAUACUUCGUUAAGGAAAAUGGUUGGAGGUGCAUCUCGUGACAAGCCGGUGACUCAUUGGCUCGACCAUGCAGCUCCAGAACAUUCUCAAAAGAUGAUUGACUCAACUCGUGGACUCCUGAAUGUCGCUGUUAUCUUCUGUCCUCUCAUUUUCUUCUGGGCUCUUUUUGAUCAACAAGGAUCCACGUGGGUACUUCAAGCUCGUCGUCUUGACGGAAGAGUCGGACAUUUCUCCAUUCUUCCUGAACAAAUUCACGCAAUUAAUCCAGUCUGUGUCCUGAUCCUUGUUCCAAUUUUCGAAGGAUGGGUCUAUCCAGCAUUGAGAAAGAUCACCAGGGUCACACCUCUCAGAAAAAUGGCAGUUGGAGGUCUUUUGACUGCAUUUUCAUUUGCUAUUGCUGGAGUUUUACAGCUAAAAGUUAAUGAAACUAUGGAGUUCCCACCUUCCCUUGGACGAAUUUAUCUGCAACGUGUUGGAAACGAAAGCUUGAUCAGUGACUUCAGAUAUAAAAGUGAUGGAAGACUUAUUGGAGACGGAAUGCUUCCAAAAGGCCGAACCGAGUUGGACGCAGGAAUAUAUACGUUUAACACAGGACUUAAAAAUGAAUCUCAAGAAAUUGACAUUUCCACUCCAAAUAAAGGUUAUGUGAUGGCAGUUUUCAGAUUAAAAGAUGCUGUAGAAGUAGUGAAGUUCGACUAUAAAGUUGAGAAAACAGAUAAUGGAGCAACGCGUGUGUUUGUUGUCACUGCUCGUGAAGAUGCUGACACAUUGGUCUAUGCAAUCAAUAAGAAGGGUAAAAUAUUGAGCAGUUGUGAGCUUAAAUCCGGAUCCUACGUUGAUGUGAUUCCUGGAAUCAUCAGUGAUCCAAAUGUCCGGUUAUAUUGGGGACCUAAGAAUAGUUGUUCAGGAGUUGACUGCCCUAAUACUGUUACAUUGAAUGCCCAAAUGGGAGCCGUCCAUGUCCUCCACAUUCACCCUUCAACAACAGAGGGUGACUUCAACUUGUUGGUACGCCCCAACUCUGUGAGCAUUCUGUGGUCACUUCCACAAUAUAUUAUAAUCACCCUUGGAGAAGUUUUGUUGUCGGUGACUGGAUUGGAAUUUGCUUAUUCUCAAGCUGCUCCAAACAUGAAAUCCGUGCUCACAGCAAUGUGGUUACUGACUGUUUUCGCUGGAAACUUGAUUGAUAUGAUGAUAUCCGGUACUCGACUUAUACCACAUCCGGCAUUGGAGUUUUUCUUCUACAGUACUCUUAUGGUUAUUGUUAUGGGAGUUUUUAUUCUUUUAGCCAUGCAAUAUACCUACGUGGAAGAUAAUGACGAUGAAAUUACAAUAACAGAGUCCGAAAAGAAAGAUGUAAUUGCGUUAACUGAAAUUGAAUCAGGAACUGCUACUUCGGAUAAGAAAGAAUAAUUUUUAUAAAUUCCCAUUCAAUUCAAUAUUUUUGUGCUUUAAUUUGUUCUUAUGUUUACCAAACUCCCCUUCCAAAAUGAGAUCUAGUCAUCCGCGUGACUUUAAAUUAUUUUUUUUUUCGGUUUUCGGCAUUUUAGAAUCCCAUGUAGACAUUGUCAUCCAAUCAUCCACAUUCCUUGAACGGUAUUUUCUUUUUUUUGACAAAAUUGUUUUCCUUUGCUCGCUUUUUUUCUUGAGCAUAAUUCUACGUUUCUGCAUAAUUUGAUUAAAAAGUUUGAAUAAAAUUUGAUAAAAU